AUAACUGACAGAACACAAGUGGUGCUUUAUCCAGUCUUUCCCUCCCUGGGUAAGAGGAAACCCUAAACUGCUCUGGCCCUUUUCCUUGUGCUCUUUCUUCCCUCUCUAUUCUCUCACUACCGCGUGAGUGCACUCAGGAAGAGAAUGGCAGCAUCAUCUGGACAGAGAAAAAACAGGCCGUCCCAAAUGUUGGCUUUAGCUCUGCUUCUCAUCACCCAGCUUUUGAGCGCAGGAGUGAUGGCACAGGAAAAUGUAAGAGGAGAUGGAGUCCUGAAGACGACUGGAGCUCCUGCAACUACAGAGCCAUCUGGUCAAGUGCCUAUUUACCCCACCAUGGAGGAAAAUGACAUUUCUACAAAGACACCUGAAAGUCAUGUCAGCACCUAUCUUCAUACAAUCCAGCCCAAUCCCUCAGAGGAAACAACAAAUGACACAUUUCAGACAAAACUGCCUGUUCAACACCCGGAUACUUCAGCACCCAGUACUACCAGAGGUGACAACCUACCAGGGCCUCGGGACGUGACGUGUGGGAGUAAAGAGAGAGUGGAGGGAAAAAACGCUGUUCUCUUGAAACUCAAGAGAUCCGGCAACUGUGAAGACACACGGCAGGUCAUUAUAGAUCAUCUUCCGCAACUGUGUCAUGAAGACUGUAAGAUGGAGCUUUAUCAAGAAGACAACACAGAUAGCGUCCUGGUGUCUGGAAAGUAUGUGGAAGAUGAUGUGACAGAAAUGGUGGACAAAUUCAACAGCCUCAUCGGAAAAGAUAAUACUGAUAUCCAGUCAGCCACUCCUCGCUGGGGGAAGAACUCAAAGACGGUGCUGGUUUCCUUGCUGCUUGUUGGCUUGUUGCUGGCUGCACUGCUGGUCGGAUUGUAUUACUUUAAGACACAUCGCAAGAACUCCAAAGGUGUCAGAUUGGCUGAGUCUUUCCAGGUGGAUGAGGAAAACCAGGCCAACACUCUGGUAUCUGUGGCCCCGCUGCCUCAGGAGCCUGCUGACAAACCCACCGCCAAUGGAGAGUCUCCCCCUGAAAAUGGGGCGAACAGCACCCCAACCACUAAUGGACACUCUGCUGCCCAGACUCCAGUGGCUGAUACCGAGAUGUGAAUCACCCUCCCAUCUGCAGUAUCUCAAUGUGCCAGUCACCUACUAACCUCUCCGUUAAUCUGAGACAAAUUCAGCUUGAAUUAAUCACAAACAUCCGUAUCUCCUCCUGCUCUUCUACUAAAAUAAUAAGACUCCAUAUGAAGAAGCAAAUGUUGAUCAAAUGAUGUCAAUGCCUGUAAUGUGAAAAGUUUGGGAACACUCGCCUUUGCUGAUGUCAAAACCUGCCUACACUGACAGAGAGGCUGGUUAUUAGAGACCUGCUCUAACUUCAGUGUUUGCAGAAUUAUGAAGUCCUGACAAUAACGUAUUGCCGAUCUCUAAAAAAGAAGCAAAAAAAAGAAACAUUUUUUGUACCAAAUACGAAAUUGUACUGCAAUUAAACCAUGUGAUGCCUAGCAGCUGAUAGAAAACAGAUUCCUGUAUUUUUGAUAAAAGAACGCCAAUUUUUUUACUGCUUAUUUCAUAGCAUCAAUUGCUGCCUUAAAAGUGAACUAAAAAGCCAAAUUUAGUUUUGCUCUUGAGUUAGAUAGAAGGCAGCAUUUACAAUCUUUUGCAGUACUAAGAAAUAAACAAUGUGCCAAAGUUUUAAAAAUGUAUAAAUGUACGUUGGAAGUAGUUAGUUUCUAAGUUGUUUGUUUUGUAUACACUGUUUAUACAAAAUGACAAUAAAAGUUGUCUAAGUUGGUUUAGCCUUCUUCCUGCCGAACAACCAAACAUCUGCAGCCAAGCUUUAAUUAAAACUCAUUGAAAGCAGGAUCUAAAACGUAUUUUUAUGAUGUAAUAAUGUGGUUUCCAGUAUUGUACAUUUUUUUAAAUAUUUGUUUUACAAUGAAAUAGAUUUUUCAUUUUUUUACUACUGUCUUAGGUAACUAUACAGAAAAUUAGCUUGUUUACAAAAUAGACUGGGAGUUUUUUAGUUGCCAGGAUAAGAAAGAACAUCGUUGCUGUGACGUUCUUUCAUGGCUCAAAGCAGGUUCAGAUUUCAAAGUAGCAUAUUUGUUUUCUUAUUUUUGUAAAACAUGUUUUCUACUCCAGUGUUAAACUUUUAUUUUUUAUUUUUCUGUUGCUGUGUGCUCCAUGUAUAAAUUUGCUUGCUUUCUUAUUCAUAAACUGUUGUUACAAACAUGCAGGUGGUUCUCAUCAUAUUUGUGCUGUGAUGACUUGAUAGAUCAAUAAAAGAAGAACAUGCAACCACAA
Messenger RNA from Cyprinodon variegatus (sheepshead minnow), 2304 nucleotides. RefSeq names its product CD34 molecule. NCBI's taxonomy places the organism in Eukaryota, Metazoa, Chordata, Actinopteri, Cyprinodontiformes, Cyprinodontidae. Gene Ontology annotation, biological process: cell adhesion. Gene Ontology annotation, cellular component: membrane. The record is from RefSeq and is a predicted model, not a curated record. The transcript is spliced from 8 exons. Bases 145 to 1107 code for a protein of 320 amino acids.